Molecule: messenger RNA, 1035 nt
Organism: Moesziomyces antarcticus
Lineage: Eukaryota; Fungi; Basidiomycota; Ustilaginomycetes; Ustilaginales; Ustilaginaceae
Exons: 4
Coding region: 1-1035 (344 amino acids)
Cellular component (GO): cytoplasm; mitochondrion
Source: RefSeq, a predicted model, not a curated record
AUGCGCACGCUCUUCUCGCCUCGCACUCUCGGACUGGCGAUUUGCAGUUCCUCUUCGCGCCUCGCCACAUCCCGCAUCGUUCAUCCUCGCAGCGCCGUCGCUGUUCCGGCUCGAUCGAUCAUGUCGCAGCCCAACUGGCAGAUCACCGAGAAGGUCAAGCAGAACGCCAUCCUGGCCGACACGAUGCAGGCGAUGCACCGGAUCGCGCCGCUCCAGCUCGCCGACACCUCGUUCGACAACGUCGGCGUCCUGCUCCAGGCGCCGCCCUCCCAGCCACGCGAGGAGAAGCAGGGGAUCAUGCUGGCGAUCGACCUGACGACGGCCGUGUGCGACGAACUGCUCGCGUCGCCCGACAACGUCAAGGUGGCUCUGGUGUAUCAUCCGAUCAUCUUCCGUGGGCUCAAGUCAAUCACGUUUGCGGAUCCGCAGCAGACGAGCCUGUUGCGGUUGGCCGCUGCCGGCAUCAGCGUGUACUGUCCGCAUACGAGCCUCGACGCCACACCGGGCGGGAUCAACGACUGGCUCGGCAAAGUCGUGUCGUCCGAGAAGCCGUUUGAGCAGCUCAGCACGGACAAGGCGCUGGACGAGCUCCGUGAAAGGCCAUGGCCGGUGCUUAGUGCGUCAAAGAACACGCCGAAAGGAUACGAGGCUGCCGGCAUGGGAAGGCUCAUCACGCUCGACCAGCCGCAGACGUUCGAGGAGAUGGUCCGACGCAUCAAGCAGAACCUCGAACUCGACCAUGUGCAGGGCUGCAAGGCUUCCGACACGCCCAUCUCCACCGUGGCCGUGUGUGCAGGCUCGGGCUCCAGCGUGUUUGCGGGCGUCAAGGCGGAUCUUUACCUUACUGGAGAGCUCUCCCACCACGAGGUUCUGGCGUACAAGGCCGCAGGAGCCUCGGUGAUCGUCACCAACCACACCAACACCGAACGCAAAUACCUGCGAGACGUGCUGCAGCACUGGCUCAGGCGCGAGAUUCCGGCGCAGUACUCGGUGUCGGUCUCCCAAGCCGACGCCGAUCCGCUGAGUGUAUUCUAG